This is a messenger RNA of Juglans microcarpa x Juglans regia, 765 nucleotides long. Its product is annotated as toll/interleukin-1 receptor-like protein. The transcript has 2 exons. NCBI's taxonomy places the organism in Eukaryota, Viridiplantae, Streptophyta, Magnoliopsida, Fagales, Juglandaceae. The record is from RefSeq and is a predicted model, not a curated record. Gene Ontology annotation, biological process: signal transduction. The coding region runs from base 27 to 764 and encodes 245 amino acids.
AUCGCGAAUACUGAGAGUUUGAGAGCAUGACUUCUUCCAUGGCCUUUCAAUUAGGAGCUUCUUCCUCUUCUUCAUCUCCUUCCAUCAGUUCAUGGAAUCAUGAUGUAUUCUUGAGCUUUAGAGGUAAAGAUGUUCGCCACAAGUUUAUUUCUCAUCUAGAUCGUGCUUUACUUCAAAGUGGAAUCAAGACUUACAAAGACAGCAUCGACCUUGAAAGAGGAGAGGAAAUUCUAUUAGAACUUUUCAAAGCUAUUGAAGAGUCACAGAUUUCGAUUAUUGUAUUCUCUAAAAACUAUGCUGAAUCCAGAUGGUGCUUAGACGAGCUAUUGAAAAUUCUUGAGUGGAAGAAAAUAAUGAAACAAAUUGUUUUACCAAUAUUCUAUAAAGUAAAACCAUCGGAAGUACGAAAACAAAAAGGAAGAUUUGGAGAAGCAUUCACUAAACUUGGAGAGAAAAUCAAGGAUGACAUAAAGCCGCUGCUGGAAUCCUGGAAGAAAGCUUUAGAAGAAGUAGCUAAUUUGUCUGGGUUGGAAUAUUUAGCCGGGGAUAAUGAGUCCGAAUUUAUCCAAAAAGUCAUUUUGUGGGUGAAUCCAAAAAUAGUAAACCGAACACCUUUAAGUGUUGCCAAGCAUCCAAUUGGAAUAGAAUCUCGUAUACGGGACAUUUAUCAGCAUUUAAGUAUCGAAAGGAAUGAUAUUAUACUCGUGGUAGGGAUAUUCGGAACCGGUGGAAUUGGUAAGAACUAUUUCAAGCGAUAUUUAUAAC